Spinacia oleracea (spinach) is the source of this 957-nucleotide messenger RNA. RefSeq lists its product as uncharacterized. The record is from RefSeq and is a predicted model, not a curated record. Lineage: Eukaryota; Viridiplantae; Streptophyta; Magnoliopsida; Caryophyllales; Amaranthaceae. Gene Ontology annotation, molecular function: zinc ion binding; nucleic acid binding. Bases 1 to 957 code for a protein of 318 amino acids. The transcript is spliced from 2 exons.
AUGGAUCCCCAUCAAAAACCACCGGAUGAUGAUGCUUGUAUGAUUGAUGUGCCCAUAAUGGAACAAGAAAAUCAUGAGAAUCAAGGGAACCGCAUUAGGACAACACAAAUCAAGCAAACUUUUAGAGAAGCAGUGGCGCACUCGUUGCAAUGGUUUUUAGAGGCCAAAAAGAUCAUCAACACGUCUAUGGAAUGGGAAGAACAAGAGGAGUUACCUCCACAAGAGGAUAUGGCAGUGCAAUUCAGUAAGAUCACUUUGGACAGAUUUGGCCAAUCAGAUGACUAUGAGAAAGCGUUGUUCGGAGGGCCAUGGUUUAUCAUGGAUCAUUAUUUGAUGAUGACUACAUGGAAACCGAAUUUCAGACCGUCGAUAAACAGUUUUGAUAACAUGUCAGUUUGGAUUCGAAUCGAGGAACUACCAGUAGAGUAUUAUGACAAAGAAGCUUUAUUCGAGAUAUCGAAGAUCAUCGGAAAACCAAUAAGGGUGGAUUACGCGACGGACAAAGUCACCAGAGCCAGGUUUGCCAGAGUUUGUGUUGAUCUUGAUUUGUCAAAACCCCUUGUGACACGUGUCUGGGUGGGAGGGCAUUGGCAAUCAAUUUUAUAUGAAAAUCUAUCAACGUUGUGUUUUGCAUGUGGAAAAGUGGGACACGUAAAACACAUGUGCCCAACAUAUGAGAUCAGGCCCAGUGAAACAAAUCAGUUCCAAGGAGGUGAGCAAGGUCAAAAACAAUUGGAGAUAGCUAGCCCAUUAGGAAAUGCAAUCAAUACCCUGCGUCAAAAGGACAACACAAUCAUAGAUGGAGUUAUACAGGACAAAGAUGGGCAGGAUAAGUAUGGGCCUUGGAUUAUGAUCCAACAAAAAAGAAACAACAAGUCCAACAGGGGAAAACAAAGGGACGAAAACACCAGAAUUAACGAGUAUAAAAAAAGGAGGAAUGGGAAGGGAAGGAAUUAA